AUGUCUUACGGAAAUAAAAUAAUACCAAGUGUUCCGAAAUUUACAGAGUUCAAAGAUUACACUUCUAGUCAAGUUUUGCAAAUGCAUACUCCCCAUUUAUUAUAGAAAUCGCAUAAAUAAGAUCUAGUCUUAUCAUCUGAUUAUUCAAUGGAAGUAGAACCCUCCAAAAAGUAUACAUUAUAAUCUGCUCAUUUGCAAUUAACAGGACAUCAGAGUGAGGUGUAUUGUGUGAAAUACUCUCCGAAUGGUGAAUAUCUGAUAACAGCUGGAUUUGAUAAGAAAAUUUUAAUUUGGGAUAUUUAUAAUAAUUGCACUAAUAUAGGGAUUUUGGGUAGUCAUAAAAAUGCAAUUCUUGAUAUUGCUUGGUAAUAUGAUGGGGUGAGAUUAUUCACAGCAUCAGCUGACAAGACUGUUUAAAUAUGGGAUAUGGAAACAUAUUUACCCUUAAAAAAGUUAAAAGGACAUUAAAGUUAUGUUAAUUGUUGUUUUCCCUCAAAAAGAGGAUAAGAUCUAUUAGCAACUGGAGGUGACGAAGGCUAUACUAAAGUGUGGGAUUUAAGAACAAGAAAGUUAGCAUUUGAAAUUCAAGGCAAGUAUCCUAUUACUAGUGUUUGUUUCACUGAAAAUGGAGAGAGACUAUACACAGGUUGUUUAGACAAUGUCAUUAGAUGUUAUGAUGUCAGAAAAUAGGAGAUUGAAUACACCUUAGAUAACCAUACGGAUACUGUUACAGGUUUAGCUAUUAGUAAUGACGGUUCCUAUUUAUUGAGUAAUUCAAUGGAUAUGACAGUUAGAACUUUUGAUAUCAGACCUUAUGUCUAAGGAAAAAAUAGAUAAGUAAGGGUAUUUACAGGAGCGACGGCAAAUACAGCAGAAAAGAAUCUAUUAAGAUGUGCAUGGAGUCACGAUGAUUCAUAUGUAUCUGCAGGAUCUGCUGAUAAGAGUGUGUAUAUUUGGGAUUUUAAUUCAAAGAAAGUAAUCCAUAAAUUAGGAGGCCAUUAAGGAACUGUUAAUGAAACAGCCUUUAGUCCAAAAGAUAAAUUGAUAGCCUCAGCUAGUAAUGAUAAAACAGUAAUUAUUGGAGAAAUCCCAGAAGUAACUUUGUGAUGAAUUAUUAAGAAAUGAUAUU
Messenger RNA from Paramecium tetraurelia, 1129 nucleotides. RefSeq lists its product as uncharacterized. Lineage: Eukaryota; Ciliophora; Oligohymenophorea; Peniculida; Parameciidae. The record is from RefSeq and is a predicted model, not a curated record. Gene Ontology annotation, cellular component: catalytic step 2 spliceosome. Gene Ontology annotation, molecular function: protein binding; RNA binding. The transcript has 5 exons.